AUCAGCUCAGUCAUCAACGCCAACUACUGCCAAAGCUCUCGGAUCUCAAAGUCAAUGCACACAGGUGACACCAGAGCUUCAUAAGAAGAGAACCAAUGUCCUCCAAAGCCCUGAUGAACACCACCUCAAUCUCCAAUGUGACAGACCCCCCCUCAGUCUACCCCGGUGAGGCGAUGCGCAUCCUGCAGAUGAUCGUGACGCUGCUAAUCUUCUUCGUGGGUGUGUUUCUAAACAGUCUGGUGGUCUGGGUGCUGGGGGUUCGAGCUCACCGCUGUAACAGGGGAGCAACUAGCGAGACGCAGGGCGCUGGAAGCUUUCGGACGUACGUAGUAAACCUUGCACUCGCUGAUUUGGUGCUGUUGCUACGUACUCCACUAAUGCUAUCCUACUUGGUGCACAACUUCAACUGGACAUUGGGGGAACCAGUAUGCAAGCUGAUUAUGUUCUUACGCUGCCUUGGAUUGUAUGCAAGCGCAUUCUUGCUGUGCGCUGUUGCAGUGGAGCGCUGCUUGUGUCUUCUCAGACCUGUCUGGGCUCGACUGAGGCGCCCACGCUGGGCUGUGUUACUAGCCUGUGCUGCAAUCUGGGUGUUAGCUGCAGCCCUGUCUUUGCCCUACAUAUAUGCAGCUAAACUCUAUGUAUAUGAGAACCGCACCGCCUGCGUAGAAAGUGAUUUAGGAGCGGGACAAGCCUUGGUUGUGGUGGAGACCAUGGCAGGCUUCUUGCUACCUCUGGUGAUCUUUUUGUCCUGCAAUAUAGCGGUGGUGUUUUGCGCAAAGAAGACUGAAACUGGAGCUGCUACAACCCCGGUGUCAUCUCCUACCUCUUCAUCUGGACCAGGUUACACAUCCCAACGGCUAACACGCCUGUACCGGGUACUGUUCCUCACCAUGCUCCUUUUUCUUACCUGCUGGGUGCCGUACUUCACCUGCCGCUUCCUAAAGGCUCUUUCACAUAACCGUUCAAACUGGAAGAAUCUGUACAAUGGGGCAAUUGGGGGUGCGUACGUGGCACUAUUCCUGGUUUACAUCAAGAGUGUGAUAAACCCCAUUCUGUAUGUGUUUGCAGCUCGAGGACUAGGCAGCACCGUUCGCGCCUCACUUCUCUCGACAAUCGAGCGAGUCUUCAGCGAUGAAAUGUCAGAAUCAUUAAGAAGAAAGUCCUUACGGAGAAGAGACUCCCAGUUAUAGGGGAUCUUGAAGUGGUUUACUUUAAAUGUCUGAUCUGCUACCAGGUCAACAUUACAGUAUGUCAAGUUGGACUAGAAGAUCUGCUUGUUGGCACAGCAUCUGGACAGCUUUGAUGGAAAUUGCCUAGCUGAGCAUAUUGACAAUGGGCACAUGGUGCAGUGUGAUCUACUUCACAUCACAUAAAAGACACUGGGACAUUUUAUAACCGUUCAGUGGACAUACAGUAUUUGAUGGGCUUUUUAUUCUUAAUGCAAUUAUUCUGCCUUUGCAUAUUAGUACCAAAAGAAGCACUUCAAGAUAAGUGUUACCUUACGAAGGUCUACAAUAAAGUACAGUGACAAAAGGCUUGUGUAGCCUUAUUAUUGGGCAUCAUUGAACCAUUAUUAAAGCCCGGGAAUGCUCUCGAAUAUGGUCUUAUGUUUUGAGGUAAGCCUUGUUAUUGUCGAAACCAUUCGAAACCUUUAACCUUUCAGUUUCAAGGGUUAAAACAACAGAACAGACAUGAACCAAAGAAUGUGAAGAGCGGAACUGAUGCAAACUUGACAAAUCCUUAUCAUAAAGACUAUGACUUCCUAGAACAUGUUGUUGAUCAAGAGAGACUUCCAAAAUAAUAACUGAAAUCUAGAGGUUGUUUUGAUAUAUUUUGCUUGACAUUAGGGGCGGGCGAUAUGAACAAAGUCUUAUAUCAUGAUAUGAGUCCAUUUAUACCACGAUAACUAUAUUACAAUAUAGUAUUUUUCUUUCUUUCUGGAAAAUCAAUAAAAAUGGUUUUAUGUAUUAAAUAACCAUAUUGUAAUGUCUAUUUUUGAUAAAUCUGAUAAAUCUGAUCCUUUAUAUGUGAAAACUACUUCCUCUUAUUUAAUUUUCUUUUCAUUUGGAACUUGAGAAACAAACAAAUAUAUCAUCUUUUGGUUUCAUAAUAUAUUUAUUAGUGUGCUUCAUUUUGAGGUGGUAAAACAGAUUGUUUGUAUUACUACAAGUGACUAUCGUUGCACGACAGUUUACAGUUUACAUUUUUAUCAAUUUAAUUUGAAUUAAGUCAUACAAAGAGUGUCCAAGGCAGGAGUGCCCAAUACGUCGAUCGCAAAGGCAAUGCUGGUAGAUCGCACAAAAUGUAAAUGUACUUUCGUUACAUUUUAAUAACAAUAAAUAUAAUGUCUUUCCUUCUUUUAGUUUCUGUCUGACUUGCACUUGACGAGUAAAUAGAGUGCCGAAGUUAUGACGUCACUUUGUAGGACAAUUCUGAAUUUAGCGGCGCAUGGGUUCCCUCGAUCGGAAAGCUAUGCAUUUUCCCCAUAGACUUUUGGAAAAUCGCAAAAAAUAAGAUCUGUGUUCAACAAAGAGUUGUGACCCUUACACGUUUUGUCU
Molecule: messenger RNA, 2558 nt
Organism: Xyrauchen texanus (razorback sucker)
Lineage: Eukaryota; Metazoa; Chordata; Actinopteri; Cypriniformes; Catostomidae
Product: C3a anaphylatoxin chemotactic receptor-like
Exons: 2
Coding region: 96-1190 (364 amino acids)
Biological process (GO): phospholipase C-activating G protein-coupled receptor signaling pathway; inflammatory response; complement receptor mediated signaling pathway
Cellular component (GO): plasma membrane
Molecular function (GO): complement component C5a receptor activity; G protein-coupled receptor activity
Source: RefSeq, a predicted model, not a curated record